Anopheles maculipalpis is the source of this 3225-nucleotide messenger RNA. RefSeq names its product glutamate receptor-interacting protein 2 (gene Grip). Gene Ontology annotation, molecular function: protein binding. Lineage: Eukaryota; Metazoa; Arthropoda; Insecta; Diptera; Culicidae. The transcript has 9 exons. Bases 1 to 3225 code for a protein of 1074 amino acids. The record is from RefSeq and is a predicted model, not a curated record. Gene Ontology annotation, biological process: neurotransmitter receptor transport, endosome to postsynaptic membrane.
AUGAAGCUGUGGAAGUCGAAGAAAAGUGUCAGCGCUGGCUCCAGCAGCAACGGUACGACCAGCUGCGUAUCUAGCUCGGGCAGUACGCUCAAGAAUGGCGGCAGCAUGCUGUCGAAAACGUGCAAGUUUAGCAACGGUAACAGUGGCAGCAAUCAAAGUAGCAGCAGCAGCAGCAGCAGCAGCAGCAGCAGCAACGGUAGCAGCAAUGGUCACAGCAGCAGUGCGCUCGAUGACAGCAGUGCCGAAACAUCCUUCAUCAACCAGGGCAGCACCGUACCGGGUUCGGGUGGUGAGCCGGGGUCGGGCGUUGGUGGUAUGGUUUCCGCUAUGGUUCAGCACUCAACCGGAAACAUGUUUUCGGCAAGUGAUCGCGCAAUGAGUCCAGCCCAGUCGGAAGACUCGGGAUUGGCGGCAGAUCGUGGGACAACGUACGCGACGAUCUCGGUACCGCGCGACAAUGGACAGAUCGGUAUCGUGUUGGCAGAGCGUAGCGAUCUCUCCUUUCCGCCGAUGGUGGAAUCCAUCAAUGGUCCCGUAGCCGAUCUGCUCGCACCCGGCGAUCGCAUCCAUCAGGUCGACGGUGUAUCAACGAUCGGGCUGACAAACCAACACAUCUUCAGCAUACUGUGUCACGGCGAGGGCCCAGCAAUCAUCGAGAUAGAAUAUUCGUUCCCCGAGUACAUUUCACAGAACAGUCUCUGCGUGACGACAAAGAUCGCACAGAUCACGGUGGAGCGGGAAAAUGGUUGCCUGGGGCUGACGCUGCGCGGUGGCGGCGAGUACCCGCUGGUGGUGACGAAUGUACGCAUGAACGGGCCCGUAUUUAAGACGGGCCAAAUCAAACCGGGCGAUCGGGUGCUGCGUGUGGACAAUGUAUCGCUACUCAACAAAAGUCUUGCCGAGGCGCAACACAUACUGAAGGAUGUGCACGUGUCGGGCUACACGAACCUCACGAUCGAGUAUGACGUGUCGGUGAUGCAGACGGUCGAGCUGAGCAUGGGACCGUUGCUGUUGGAGAUUGAGCGUCCGCUCAAUGAAAAGCUUGGCCUGAUCCUGAGCAAUUACUCCAGUGCGGUGAACCUAAACGAUAUCUAUCACAGCAGCUACAAGCUAAAUGAGGUGCAACCGGACGGCAUAUUCAUUGCCAGCAUACUGCCAGCCAGCAUUGCCGACCGCUGUGGAGCCCUGUCGGUUGGCGACCAAAUACUAUCGAUUGACGAAAAUACGGUCGACAGUGGUGUGUGCUCACUGGAGGAAGCUACCGCCCUGUUGGACGCAAACUGUGUAAAAGGCUACACGCAGUUGCACAUACUUCCUGCCCAUAUGCUUGUACGGCGUCGAGGCAUUUCAUGCUCCAGCCCGCGGUACGGCUUUAACACGGUGGACUCGCGGAAAAAUCUCACCAGCAACAACAAACACAGACGAUUGUUGCGGAAAAGCUCGCUACCGCAAACAGCCGAGGACGGACUGCUCCAUCCCACCGUCGGUCUGUGCCGGGCGGAAAAGAUACACAUCAUACUGGACUGCUCGCAGGGUUCCGGCAUCUGUCUGGGGUCGAAAACGCCGUGCGGCCGUGGUUUCGUCAUUGCCCAAAUUCUACCCGACUCGGUCGCGGAACGCUCAGGCUGUCUGCAGAAAGGGGAUCGCAUUAUUGCGAUUAACAAAAUGUGCAACCUGGACGUGAACGCGGUGCGUCAGAUUUUGGGCGACUUUGGACCGGUGACGGUGGCGAACCAUUACCACAAUCAAGCGCAAACCUCGAACUGGGUAGAGCUGGAGAUUGAGUUCGAUAUGGCAGACGCGGUGGUACCGGCGAGCGGUGUGUUUAACAUCAAGCUGCUCAAGCAAAGCCGUUGUGGGCUUGGCAUCACUGUGAACGGUAAUGCACACGGUUCGUUUAUUAUCUCGGAGGUAAAACCGGGCAGUGCGGCACAUCGAACGGGGUCGUUGCGAGCAGGCGAUUUACUGAUGGCCGUCGACAACCGUCCUCUGCAGCAUUACAAUCUGGAUCUGCUGUUGAAAGAGAGCAAAAAUGAGUUCAUAACACUGACGGUAAAGCGCAACUCGUUGCCAGAUUUCUUGUUCGAUGCGCAGCAAAAGUCGUCCGGAAUUUAUGGCAGCGCAGAGGAUAGUGCUUUUACGUAUGGAAGCAGAUAUACUGAUGUAACGACGAUGCUGAAGAUGAACAACAAUACCGAAUCGUACCCGAUAGAGGAUCAACUACGUCGCCCAAUGUGGUCUAAUACACCUUCCUACGAUGGAGUCGGCACAAGCCAGAGCACUGGAACGCUGAAAGCACCCGCACAAACCGGCGGCAGCACCGAACAUCUACCCUUACCACCGGCCCAUCUGCUCAACGUGGAGAGCGAACCUGCCGAGGACCGGUACGACGACAUUAUGCACUACAAGAUGGUGUCGAUGAAUAUCAGCAACACCAACUACGUCGGUUUCGGUAGUGCCUCUACGGCGUCACCUGAUAACACGAUCGCGUAUGCAAAUGAACAACAACCACCACCUUCACUCCCGCCACAACCGCUACCUGCGGCAGCAUUACCAGCAGAGGACGUGCGGCAACACGUCUUUAACGUGCGACUCGAGCCGAACGGUGGCCCGCUGGGUAUAACGCUUGCGGCCAGCGAAGAUCUGCAGAAACCCAUCAAGAUUAGCGCCGUGGCGGAGGGUGGUGUGGCGGCAAGCGUUGGCCAACUGCAGGUGGGCGAUUGUUUGCUAGCAAUCAAUGGAGAAAGUGUCAGCGGGUUACCACUCACCACCGCCACCAAGUUGCUGCAGAAGUUUGAAAACGUGGUAGACCUGCAGAUCGCACGGUCCGAACCGGUGGCAGAUGGGUUAGCGUCGGCAGUGUACGCCAAGGUACAGCGCAGACCCCGCAGUCCGUCGAUUAAUGAUGCUGCCUCGAACAACUCGUACGGGCAAGGUGGUACGCCGGGUAACUUCCAGACGAUGCAUGUGACGCUGUUCAAGGAUCGCGUAUACGAUGACUACGGCUUUUCCGUGUCGGAUGGACUGUACGAGCGUGGAGUCUACAUCAACCGUAUACGGUCCGGUGGUCCGGCUGAUCUAGCCGGUCUGCUCAGACCGUUUGACCGUAUUAUACAGGUGAACGGGACAAAAACGCAGGACUUUGACUGCUGUCUAACGGUCCCACUGAUAGCUGCGGCUGGUGACAAGAUAGAGCUGGUCAUACAACGUACCCUUUCGGAGUAG